Molecule: messenger RNA, 771 nt
Organism: Populus nigra (black poplar)
Lineage: Eukaryota; Viridiplantae; Streptophyta; Magnoliopsida; Malpighiales; Salicaceae
Product: protein IQ-DOMAIN 20
Exons: 2
Coding region: 216-623 (135 amino acids)
Molecular function (GO): protein binding
Source: RefSeq, a predicted model, not a curated record
UCUAACUUGCUCGGAACUGUCAACAGAUCUAUUCAUCCAGCCACGUUCUUGGCUUCUGACAGACACUUUGCGAAGUAAACAAUCCUCCAAAAUCAAGCAAACAUGGGGAGCACAUCCCCUACCUUUAAGCUACCUCUUGUUUAAAAGGCAUUGUGUGAAGAAGACAUUAGAUUUGGUGCUACAAACCCUGGCAAGAAAAGAGAAAUAACCUAGAGAUGGCAAGAAAGAGGGUGUCUCGGAACUGGUUCGACAGAGUUCGGAGAAAGUUUCUCCGUUCAUCUCAUAGAAACAUCAUUCUCAAUUCCAAAGCUUGCUCAAGUCACAGUGACGAGAUCACAGAAGCAGGCGAUUAUGAGGUCUUCAAUAGCAUAGCUUCACCACCUUCGAAGAGAGAACUCGCCAUAGAAGAUAUAGCAGCAAUCACAAUUCAAGCAAAUUUCAGGGGACACCUUGCGAGGCGGGCAUUCCGGGCACUCAGGAGCCUGGUGAAAUUGCAAGCGUUGGCUCGAGGGGUGCAUGUGAGGAAGCAAUCACGCAUAGCCCUGCAGUGCAUGCACGCGCUCGUCCGGUUGCAGGUCCGUAUUCGUGCGAGGCAGCUCCUCGGCCAGUGCAAUGAUAACUGAUGCAUCAUAUAAUAUCUAGAGUCAAAUUAUAUCACUAAACAAUUCACGGAAAGCAUUUCAUAUCCCGUGUUACAUUAACACUGUAAUUUGAUGGCUUCCUUCCCUUUUAUUUACUUAAUAUACCCAUCUGAAUAAAUUUCUUGGCGGA